Messenger RNA from Porites lobata, 7721 nucleotides. NCBI's taxonomy places the organism in Eukaryota, Metazoa, Cnidaria, Anthozoa, Scleractinia, Poritidae. The record is from the annotation of a GenBank genome assembly.
UUCAAAUUUUGGUUUUCCGGCCAAGACUCUUAGUUAUAGCUGAUGACUGCGUUGUCAAUCAUUCCUUGGCGAGGAUCAAGUAAACAGCUUUUGAAGGUAACUGUGAUCAGGCGUUUUGGUUUGGGAAUUUCGAAGAUGAUGCGAAAAGACGAAGUCGCGGCCAUGCGAAUUGAUUACAAAACGCCUGUGUUUGACGAGAGCGGUCUCGUGGCGAAAGAACCGUUUAUGCAAUUCGACUGUUGGUUUAAAGAAGCUACAACAGCAGAAGGUAUUGGGGAAGCAAAUGCAAUGGUUCUUUCUACAUGUGGAAGGUAAGUUACAUCCUUUUGGGUAAAGAGGGAAAACGUCUGACAGAAGCAACAUGAGAAAUGCCGGUGUUAGAAGCAAAGAUGAGGUUAAUGAGAAAAGCUUGCAUGUUACAAGUUCGAAAAGUUGUUAUUUGUGAGUUAACCAACAAUCCUAGUCAAACGUAUGCCAAAACCAUCAAAAUGUUUUAUUCGUAGGUAAUCAUGUAUGUGUAGAGUUGUAUUGUCGCGUUAAAUUUGUCGCUGAUACGGUUUGUUGAUUGAUUAUGUAAUCAUCCAAGAAUUGGCCACGCUUGAAGAGUUUUACAUACUGCCAGAAUUAUUCAAGGACUAUUAAACCAAGUUCGACAUGUAUUGCGUGGCCAUGGCACAUAAGUUCAUCAGAUUUCCUAGUUUGUGAGCAAGCUCUUCGGAAAGCUUGCUCGCAGACUACAGAUUUCCAUAUUUUUCUAUGUAGGGACUUUGUUGAGUCUUUGAAUUUGUAGUUUAAAAUAUGUAACCAAGCUUUCACGAAGCUGUUUGCAGGUGGCUGUAAUAAUACUUGUAUUGCCUAUGAUAUACAAGGCAUUGUCUACGAAAGACUGAAAAAAUAAGCGUCAUGCAAAGUUCUGACAUUUUGGAUCACUCUGAGCAGCCCAGCUACAUCCUGUCAAUUUGUGGGGGAAAGACAAGAGUAGAUGCUGGCCAGCUGCUGAUCAAUGAUUGAUGGCAUUGUAAAACAUAAACUUUCUCUCCAGCUAGUGCAUGAUGGUGGUCACUCGUCAGGGAGGGACUUAAAUUCAGGGUCCCCAACCAACCAUGUUGCUCAUCUUUCCCUUGUCUCUGUUACAGACUGUAUGUCAUCAGCUUAUCCACAUUCUCCCCUCUCUCAAGGGGCCUAUUGACAGCUGUAGGUCCAAGAAAGGAUCCAGAAAAUUCAGAAAGGGGUGGUUAGGACACUUGCCCACUUGCCAGCUAUAUAGAUACUUUUUAUUUUUCCGAGAAUUCUAUUAAAAUGAUACAAAAUUUCAAAGAAAAAGGGGUGGCUGCGGCCCCUCGGCCAGGUCCCCUAAAUCCGCCCUGGAGGUCAUAGGAAGCCUGGGGAGAGGGAAAGAAAAGAGUGCGUAGGGGACAAUAGGAAGAGAAAAAUUAAGAUGAAAUCCAUCAGCAAAUUAAGUAAUUUUAAUUUUCAGUAGACAAAAACCUUGUACCAGAAUAAUUUAAGCAAUAUUAUUGCAUUUUUUUUUUUACAUUUUUCAAGAGCUAUAGAUGUAAUUAGAUAUCUGUAUAAUAACACCAAAGAAAAUUUCUUAUGAGAGCCCGAGCAAAUAAAUGUCAAAUUUCACAAAAUGACAUCUUACACAUGAAAUUUUCAGAAUUUUGUCUGAGUUUUCACAAUUCUUGUGAAAUUUGACAUUUAUUUUCUUAGGCUCCCAUGAGAAUUAAUAGUCUUUGGUGUUAUUACAGAUAACUAAUAUUAUAUUAAUAGCCCUUGAAAAAUGUAAAAAAGAAUGUAAUAUUUUUAAAAUUAUUCUGGUACAAGGUCUUAAUAGACAAAGACAGGCCUUUUCCCUCUUCACAUUGUCCACCACACAAUUGCUAUUUUUUGAUUACUGCUAUUUUUAUUGGAAUACCCAGUGGGUGCCUCUGUGGAAGAGAGAGUAUCCCCAUCUUCUCCCUAUAUCUCAUACAUGUAGCUGGUUAACAUGUGAUUCAUAAAGACUGCAUAAUUAUGAAUGACUGCAUCAUUUUUUUACACUCUUUCAGAGACUGCCGGCCAAGGGCAAGAGUUGUUUUGCUUAAAGGAUACGACAAGACAGGAUUCACAUUUUUUACCAAUUAUGAAAGCAAGAAGGGUGAGCAGUUGGUGAGUAUUGAAACCAUGAUAAGUUGAAGUGCUUGUUUUAUACAGUAAGCUACCUACUAUUCUUGAGUCAAAAACAACAAAUUUUCGUUGUGAGGUUCCAGGUUGUAAAAUAGCUGACCAUAAUUAUGUGACCUGGAAAGUGUAAACAGACACUUAGGGUUUUCCCUUCAACAGGCAGGAAAGAAAUGGAUCGAUGUAAACAAAAUUUUUCAUUAAACAGUAAAGUGUUAGUGUCCAUUUUUGCUGUCCAGGUGACUUACAUGUGUACUGGAGGAUGUCACAAGAUUUGAAUUUUCGUUUUUCUCAAAAUAUUUGGUUUGAGUUUAUUAUUUACCUAAAUAAAUUUGUUUUAAAAAAUGCCCCAUGCUUAAGGCUCAAAUUUUCCUGGAAGGUGUAUGUAUGUAUAUUAAAAAGAGUAAAAGCAGUGAAAAAAGGUAAAAAAAAACUGUAAAUGUAAUAUUAAAAAGGGUCAGAAAAUAUAUGUAUAUAUAAAAAUGGGAAAGCCAUCUAAGCCAGCAUAACCUUCCUUUAUAAAAUUACAAUAGUUCUGUUUGAAUGCAGUUGUGAAAAGUUGAGCCCGAAAAAAUUCAUGCAGGCUUGCUAGGAUUCUACCCUGACCUCAUCAAUGUUCCACAGUGCAUCGCUUUAACCUGUUGAACUAGCAAGCCAACAGCUGGGAGCUGGUCAUUAAAUUGGUUUGUAUUAAUAAACAAUUAUACCAGGGAAAGAAGGGAAAGAUGAAGAUUAAAUAAUGAAUAUAUGAAUUUCAUCACUGGAACUGUAGAACGCAUCCGACUUGUAGUGAAAGAUGCAACUUAUGCAGUUGCAAAAAGAAAUCUUUCCCCGGUAUAAUAGACCUUUUUACCGAUACGGCGGCCAUAUUGAAUUAAUUCAAUUUAAGGAGUAUUAUAGGAUGCCCAGGGGGCAUGAGCACAUUUCGUUUGUAUUUUUUAGCACUUUUCGGAACAUUUUUUCUGAAAGUUUUCUUAGAAUAAGAUUGUAAUGGGAAAAAAGAUCCUUUUGCCGUGUUUUAAUGUAAUAAUGAUCGCCUUUUUCCCGAGAAAUAUACAUUGAAAGACCAUAUUUUUAUUACUAAACUAGAAAAAGGCGAUCAUUAUUACAUCCAAACACGGUACAGGGAUCUUUUUUCCCAUUACAAUCUUAUUCUAAGAAAACUUUAAGAAAAAAUGUUCCGAAAAGCGCUUGAAAAUACAAACGAAAUGUGCUCAUGCCCCCUGGGCAUCCUGUAAUACUCCUUAAAUCGAAUUAAUUCAAUAUGGCCGCCGUAUCAGUAAAAAGGUCAUAUUAUUACAAACUAAUUUAAUGAAUAGCUUUAGUUGGUUUAGUACAUAUAUAGCUCCAUUGGUUACUGAGCACUGCACUAGCAUUGCAGAAGUCAGGAUUUGAAUCCCAGCAAGUUUGAAUAUUUAUUUUCAGCCUUUUUUUUUCAACUGCUUAAGUUGCAUCAUCUUUUCAUUAUUUUCUUCAUUCUGCUGUGAGUCCCAAUAAGUGAAAUUCAUAUUAAUAAAAACUAUUCAUUAUUUCUUGUUAAUAUCCUAUCCAUUUACUGACUUGUUACAGAAGGAAAACCCCUAUGCCUGCUUAUUGUUUUACUGGCAUCCAUUGCAUCGACAGGUAUUCUAUUAUUCUGUGUAAUAUUAUUUUAAUAAGAAUGUGUGGUGCAUGCAAAAUUUACUACACUGUUCACAGGCUUUCUAUUGAUUUUCUUAAUGGAAACUAUUAAAAACAGAAAGUACAAGAGUGAUUGCAGUGAAAUAAAGGGGCCACUGAGGGCGUAGCGGCCUUAAAGCUAUAAAGCCUGGGCUUAACAAAAAGUUGGGUUAAAAUAAGCUUAUGUAAUUACUUGGCUACUGUAAUUAACAAUUAUUCUAUGAGUGCGCGUUGGAUAUAAGAUGGUAGAUAGCCAACAAGGUGCGCAGCGCCCAGUUGGCUAUAAUCAUCCCAUAUCCAACAAGCACAAGUGGAAUAAUUGUUUUAUUAAAAUAUACCUGCCAAGUGUCAUGCCAAAGGUGUGACUGUCACGGCUGCAGAUCGAAAACUUCAAUCCCAUACGUACUCACACCUGUCCUCCAGUUUCUCAUGCCUGGUAGAAAUGUUUGAGCCAUUACAGCAUUAACUGACAUAUUUCAAAAAAUGUAAUAUUAAUUAUUAACUGGAACCUCGCGCAUGAGGGAAAAGGUAAGUCCAUGUGAAUGAUGGACUUUCUCUGAAUUCUAUCAUUUUAGCAAGGAAAGUCACUGAAGAUGAGGUCGUUUUCCUGCCUGUUCCUAUGUUCAUUAUGUUAGAUGGAACUCUUCGGAAAGCCUUUGAAACGUCUUCAGACCCCUAUGAAAAAUCCUGGCAGUCUCUCAGGAUAAAAAUGUCACAUCUAUAAAUUUUAAAAAAGUUGGCAGGUGUAUUAAAAACACCCACAAAAUAUCGAGAAUUCUUGCCGACUUUAUUUGUAAUAACAACUGGGCCAAGUUGUUUAAAGCUGGGUUAAGAUAACCCAGGGUAAGUGCGACGUUUGCAUUCAGAUUUGAAAGCUUAAAAAGCAUUUCAUUUUUAAUUCUUUUUGUCUACAAGUUGAUGAUUGGAAGCUCUAAAAAUAACAGGGAAAAUUAUCCGAGAAGAUGCUUUUGAACGUACAAUGAAGCGCUAAUCGGCCUUCAAACAACUGGGCCCUGGUUUUCAGCUUGUUUUUACUUUGAGCAGAUGCAUACAGUUACCACACAUGUACUAAUUGAGAGUAUGGUAUAUUGGCUCAUAUACCAUGAUGGCUAAGCCAAUCAGAGCCUUAGAAUUGAACUUGGCUUGCUACUAUGUUUUAUGUCUCUUAUAUGAGUAACAAUAAGCUGAGGGACUUCAGCCAAUCAGAAAGAGGGAAAUAUUUUGGUUGCAUAACAAUACAUGUCGUUACAUUCUAUGUAUGUAUACUAAAAUACUUUUUUAUGUUAGUUUUCAUUUUUAUUCCUAUCACCAGUUUGUAUCUCUCAUUCCUUCCUUUUUAGGUGAGAGUGGAAGGGCGAGUUGAAAAACUGUCUAAUGAAGAAAGUGAACAGUAUUUUCACUCUCGUCCUCGGCCCAGUCAAAUAGGAGCAAUAGUCAGUAAACAGAGCUCAGUUAUCGAGAAUAGACAGGUAUGACCUCAGUGAAGUUUCAAGUGUUCCAUUAGCUAAGGUACUCCUGUUUAGUUUGCAAUUAUUUUGAAUUUGUCAGAGAACAAAAUGAAUUUGCAUAUGUAAGGAGAAUCCAUAUGUUACCGUAAAAUUCCAAAAUUAAUAAGCCCCUCCAUGUAUAAGCCCCCGAAGUCAUAACACAAAAUACAACUGUUCCCUCCUUUAAAUCGCCCCUCCAAAUAUAAGCCCACCGGGGGCUUGUACUUGGAAAUUGCCCUCAAAUACAAAGUAAAACAAAGCAAAAACAGUAAAUUUCCUUCCAACUAUAAGGCUAGCCCAAUCGAUUUUGAAACGCAAAUUUUCCUCCGUAGAUAAGCCCCUCCGAAUAUAAGCCCCUCCAAAAAUAAGCCCCUCAAAAAGGUCCUUUGAAAAAUAUAAGCCCCGUGGCUUACGUUCAGAAUUAUAUGGUAUGUCCCCUUAUCGGAGACCCAGUGAAAGGCAGCCAGGCUGGGAGAAAACUUUUGUUGUGCCAUUUCUUCUGAAGGGGAUCAUGCUGCUGCAAUUGCCCAUGGGGUGCUGGGGAUGGUGUUUGCCUCAAACAACACCUCAAAAAUUAUCACCCUUAAUAAAAAACAUUAUGAACAGAGACAGGAAUAAUUAUUUGCACCUUCCUACAAUAGUAAUAUUUCACAGUACAUGAUGUACACCUGUAUGUGCUACUGUAUGUAUAAGUAGAUUGUUCCAUGUUGAUGUUUUUAAUAAAAGGUUUUUUUUAAAAUUUCUGUAGGCUUUGGAAGAAAUGGAGAAUCAACUUAAGCAAGAAUAUGCUGAUGAAGGAAAACCAAUUCCUAAGCCUGAAAAUUGGUGGGUGAUACAUAUUUUAUAGAAUUUCUAUUCAAAUGUUCUUAAAUCAUAGCCCAAAAGAAAUUCUGAAUGGCAUUUUUUGGGGGUUAAUUUUUGGCCCCAUUCAAUCAUCCCUGUCACUUGAAAUCUGGAGUACCCCCCCGCCCCGAGAUACAUUAAUUAAUCAGAAUUCGGUUCAUCUUGCUUCCUCACAAAACUAUGCCAUAGGCUUUUCCUCUGUUGUUUCAACUGAGUGUUCUUCGUGAUAACAAUCCUGUGAAAUAUUACAUGUCCCUGUGUUCUAUUUAUUUCAGGGGUGGGUUCAAAGUUAUCCCAGAUCAAGUGGAAUUCUGGCAAGGGCAUUCCAACAGACUUCAUGACAGAUUUGUGUUCCGUAAACCUGGAGUGGAUGAAGUUCUUGAUGAGAAUUUAACAAAGAAAGGAAUGGAUGGCUGGGUCUAUGAGAGACUUGCACCAUAGUUUUUAGUUACUGAAAAAUGAAUACAAUCUAUUAUUAAUACUAAAAACAACAACUACUGUUCAAUCUCCAGUGACUUCAACUUCUGUAGGGGGCAGAGCCUCAUAUUGCAAUAUGCAAAUAAUUUCCUUAUUUAUCAUUGUCUCUAAAUGUAGAUGUCAGAAAAAUAUACGUAAUAUGAACAUAAAUAUUAUGAAGACUGACUGUCCAUGGGACUGGUUUUAAGCUUCUUCUACAUGUCUCAAUUUUUAUAGGUUCCGGUUUCAGACCAUCACCAGGGCUGAUUAUAGUAGUAACAUAAUUAGUAAACUACUUUUUAUAGACCUACGAUAACGGUCUACACUUUAAGCUCCGUUUUUAGCACUAUACUGUUCAAUUUUUUUUUUCAUCAUGUAUACCGUAAAAUUCCGAAAAUAAGCCCCGGGGCUUUUAUUUUUCAAAGGCCCUUUUUGAGGGGCUUAUUUUUGGAGGGGCCUACAUUCAGAGGGGCUUAUGGCUGGAGGGAAAUUUGCGUUAUAAAAUCGGUUGGGGUAGCUUGUAGUGGAAAGGAAAUUUACCAUUUUUGCUUGUUUUACCUUGUAUUCGAGGGCAAAUUCCAAGUGCAAGCCCCCCCCCCCCCCCGGGGGCUUAUAUUCGGAGGGGCGAUUUAACGGAUCGAUCGAAGGGUUUUUGGCGUUACGAUUUUGGGGGGCUUAUAUUUGGAGGGGCUUCUACAUGGAGGGGCUUUUUUUCGGAAUUUUAUGGUAAUUGUUACGGACCGAAUCUGUAACACUACAAUCCGUGGAUUCGUAGAGAUUGCCACUUUUUGGAAAAGGGAGGGUGUGAAAAUUAUUUUACUUAAUGUAGUAAUAAUAAGGACCAGAAUGGCUUCUCUAACAAAAGAAAAGUAUUUUUAAGUUUUUUGGUUUGUGGGUGAUGGUUAUAGGCAGGGGAACAUUUCUCUUACAUCUAGGUUGUCCGGUCGAUAAUUGUUCAGUUUUUUUUAUGUAUAAAGAUUGAAUCGAUAUUCUGCUGAUCUUCUCUGGCCUUCUCUCUUCUGAUUAAAGCCAACUGAGUUGGUUCACGCUUGUAAUUAGAAUGCACAGUAUGAUGAGAUACAAGACAAUGCAAUAAACAUUAUUAAGUCUCCC